CACGUGAAAAAAGGCCCCAACACAAGCCGGGUGUUGCCUUCUGAGAGUCUGGGCUUAGGCAGGUGGUGUUGCAGCUACUUUGCCUGACACCUUCCCGCUCUUCCCUCUGGGACCGGCAGCUGCACCCUCAUGGCUGAGGUGAAAGUAAAGGUGCAGCCGCCGGACGCUGAUCCGGUCGAAAUAGAAAGCAGGAUUAUAGAGUUAUGUCACCAGUUCCCUCAUGGAAUCACAGAUCAAGUAAUUCAAAAUGAAAUGCCUCAUAUAGAAGCCCAGCAGCGGGCAGUGGCCAUCAAUAGACUACUUUCUAUGGGUCAGUUGGACCUGUUAAGGAGCAAUACAGGCCUUUUGUAUAGAAUAAAGGAUUCUCAGAAUGCUGGUAAAAUGAAAGGGUCAGAUAACCAAGAAAAACUAGUAUAUCAAAUCAUAGAGGAUGCAGGAAAUAAAGGUGGGGACUGGAGGCUCAAACUCUGGUACUUGCACAUUGUGACAUAUGCACUCAACCAAGUGUGCCACCACCCAACUCCCAGACAUACCUUUUUCAUAGGAUGCUUCCUAUGCUCUAGGAGAAUAUGGAGCAGAGAUAUCAGAUACAAAAGUAACUUGCCGUUAACUGAAAUUAACAAAAUUCUAAAGAAUUUGGAAAGUAAAAAGCUGAUCAAAGCUGUUAAGUCUGUGGCAGCCUCAAAAAAGAAGGUAUAUAUGCUUUAUAACCUGCAGCCAGACCGGUCUGUGACUGGUGGAGCCUGGUACAGUGACCAGGAUUUUGAAUCUGAAUUUGUAGAAGUUCUUAACCAGCAGUGCUUUAAAUUCUUACAAACCAAGGCGGACACGGCACGAGAAAGCAAACAGAAUCCGAUGAUACAAAGAAAUAGUUCAUUUGCUUCAUCACAUGAAGUGUGGAAAUAUAUCUGUGAAUUGGGAAUCAGUAAGGUAGAAUUAUCCAUGGAAGACAUUGAAACUAUCUUGAAUACACUUAUUUAUGAUGGAAAAGUAGAAAUGACGAUCAUUGCUGCAAAAGAAGGCACAGUUGGAAGUGUAGAUGGUCAUAUGAAACUGUAUAAGGCAGUCAAUCCAAUCAUCUCACCCACAGGUUUGGUCCGUGCACCCUGUGGACUCUGCCCGGUUUUUGAUGACUGCCAUGAAGGUGGUGAGAUAUCACCAUCUAAUUGUGUCUACAUGAUGGAGUGGCUUGAAUUUUAAUAGCACUGAAACAUCACUGACAUUUUGGGAAUUACUUUGGGAGUAAAUAAUUUACUUCAUGAUGGAACAUCAGAGUCCCUUGAAGGCUAAUUUCACAGUGAUGGAUACAGAUUUCCUACCAUAAAAAAUGUGUUUUUAAUCUAUCAAGACUAAUUGUUUAUUGGUAGCAUGGUCAAUAAUUAUGAAGCAGGUAAGAUUAGUAGUAAACUCUCCAGGAAAUAAAAUACUUUUAAGUUCUAGAGGACCAUAUCUGACACUUCUAAGACUUGAUGGUUAGGAAAAAGAAGCCAACAAAUCCACAUUUUCCAAGUAUUAUAAUAAUCACUAAAACUUCAAAAUGCCUGCUUCAAAGAAAUUUUUAUGGUCUUCAUUUGAAGAUUUUUAAUCUGGCUCACCAUCUCUAUUUUCUCUUUUUUUAAAAAAAAUAUUUAUUUUAUUUAUUCCCUUUUGUUGCCCUUGUUGUUUUAUUGUUGUAGUUAUUAUUGUUAUUGUCGUUGUUGGAUAGGACAGAGAGAAAUGGAGAGAGGAGGGGAAGACAGAGAGGAGGAGAGAAAGAUAGAUACCUGCAGACCUGCUUCACCGCCUGUGAAGCGACUCCCCUGCAGGUGGGGAGCCGGGGUUCGAACCGGGAUCCUUAUGCCGGUCCUUGUGCUUUGCGCCACCUGCGCUUAGCCCGCUGAGCUACAGCCCGACUCCCUCUAUUUUCUAUUACUCAGUGGCUUAAUAAAAAAGUUAUUGUAAAUAACAGAAGGAAGGGAAAAUGGAAUUGGGACUUCCUUUUUCUAUAAACUUUUUUUUUUUUUUUUUCCUGUUUGUUUCUUUUGCAGAGCCUGGGCCUCAUGCAUGCAUUGUUUCACCAUUCCUAGUUUUUUUGUUUGUUUGUUUGUUUGCUUUACCAGAGUGCUGCUCAACUGGUUCUUAGUAGUACUGGGAAUUUCACCUGUGACCUUGGAGCUUCAGACAUGAAAGUCCUUUGUAUUAUGUCCCCUGCCCUUCAGGCUACUUUCUCCCUCCUUUUCUUCCUUUUCCUUCCUUCCUUCCUUCCUUCCUCCCUCCUCCCUCCUUUCCUUCCUUCCUUCCUUCCUUUCUUCUUUCCUUCCUUCCUUCUUUCCUUUCACUUAGAGGGGAGGGGAGGAUAGGGAGAGAGACACUUGUAGCACUGCUUUACCACUUAUGAAGCUUCCUCCCUUGCAGGUUGGGACUAGGAGCUUGAACUCUAGUAGUGUGUACUUGCAGGGUGCACCACUGCUUGAUCUCCCUCCAGGCUACUUUUUCCAUUUGACAGAAAGGCUGAGGGCAACUCCCAUAUGGUACCAGGACUUAACCCUGGGCCUGUACAUACCUCAGGCACUGAACUAUCUCAACAGCAUAUGUGUAUGUUGUCUGUCUGUAUCUCUGUCUCUCUGGGGACUUGCCUAGGUGUGUUACACUGGUCUUUAGCCUUUUUUUUUCCCCCUCCCAUUCUUUAUUUCAGACACAAAGAUAUCACUGUCUGUGGCGUUUCCCUGGGUGUGGUACUCUCAUGUAUGUAGUGCUGGGGAACUCAUGUAUGUAGUGCAUGAUAAGGCACAUGCCCUACCAAAUGAGCUUUAUUUUUUGUUAGAAAUACUUUUUAAAAGAAUAAUUAGGGGGAGUUGGGCGGUAGUGCAGUGGGUUAAGUGCAGGUGGCACAAAGCGCAAGGACUGGGUAAGGAUCCCGGUUCGAGCCCCCAGGCCCCCACCUGCAGGGGAAUUGCUUCACAAGCAUUGAAGCAGAUCUGCAGGUGUCUGUCUUUCUCUCCCCCUCUCUGUCUUCCCCUCCUCUCUCCAUUUCUCUCUGUCCUACCCAACAACGACGACAUCAAUAACAACAAUAAUAACUACAAAAAAAUGGGGCAACAAAAGGGAAUAAAUACAUAAAUCAAAAGAAAAAAAAUUAGGAAGAGAGAGCCAGAGUAUUUCUCUGGAUAUGUGAUGCCAAGGAUUAAACUCAGAACCUUGCCAGGCUAGCCUGAGGGUGUUUCUUCCUGGGCAUGUGCUCUCUGGGUUGGAGAGAACUCUGCCAGAGCCAACCUAGGCUGCUGCCUACUCAGCAACUCGAGAGAGGAACCGGGAACUCUCAUGGCUGAGUGGGAACGCAAUGCCAUGCUGGCUUCAUCUGCAUUUAUACUUUCCAGGAAGGAAGUGGUAGGGUGUAAAAUAAGUACGUAGGAGAAGGGGGUGGAGUGGAAAAAGCUCAAACCAGUGGGGAUUAAACCAAGGCGGGUCUCAAACAAACCAAUGAUUAUGUAAAUAGACCACAGCGUUAAGCAAUGCAGGGGAACCUGGCAUGACACGGAUAGAAACAGAAGCAGAACUAGCCAAAGGAGAAAUGUUGACCAACAAACCUCAUGCAUGUAAGUCCAGCACUUUAUAUCCGCUUUGCAGUCUUUCAUAGGAUUAUGCUGCUAUAUUUACAUCAAACCCAAAUGAUGACUGUUGUUAAGGGUAUAUAUUACCAUUGUAUAAAUAUUAUCAUUUUCACCCUAAAGGGAAUAUUUUCACUGGGCUUUUGUUAAAGUCUUAUUACGUUUUUCACUCUGUGCCAAUUACAUUAUUAGCUAUAAUUACCCCCCAAAAUUCUUAUUGUUUAACUAAAAUUAAAACUGAAAAUAAUCCAUUGCUCUCCA
Molecule: messenger RNA, 3848 nt
Organism: Erinaceus europaeus (western European hedgehog)
Lineage: Eukaryota; Metazoa; Chordata; Mammalia; Eulipotyphla; Erinaceidae
Gene: POLR3F
Product: RNA polymerase III subunit F
Exons: 10
Coding region: 130-1200 (356 amino acids)
Biological process (GO): transcription by RNA polymerase III
Cellular component (GO): RNA polymerase III complex
Source: RefSeq, a predicted model, not a curated record